UCUUAAACGCAGACAAAAUCAAAAGUUAACUAUGACAUAAAUUCAAAGACUUUUAGUUAAUUUGGGCGUGAAAGAAUGAAUAAUGAAUGUGGUAAGUGAUUUCCUCAUUAUAUAUAAACCUUUUUGACCUAACUUUCUCUUCAAAUGAAACCCAGAGAAGGCUCCACACAACAUCUGAGACAUUAACAAGAUCUCAUUCAUUCUCACACAUCUAAAAUUCUGAGCCACUAGUUCUUCACAAACAUGGCAAGGUACCAUGAUCAGUACUACUACUACUUGUGGGAGUAUUUGUCUUUUCCACUCCACCUUGUGUUCUUCGUGUUCAUCCUUUUCUUCGUGCUAGCAUUCUCCUGGUACAUAAACUACGAGUCCUUGUUCGAGGACUUGCUUGUGCAGGUGAAGAUCUUUCUGGCUCUGGUUCCACUGCUGUUGCUGCUGGUGGUUCACUGCCUCUCAAGUGGGGCAUCGUUCCCAAUACCGUUGCCGGAAGAGAGAGAGUCGCUUCACAGAGCUGGAGGGUCUCCAUGGGGAGUGGCACUGUUGCUUCUCUUUGUGUUGUUCAUGAUGGCUUACCAAUCUUCCUUCCACCAACGUUGGUUUCCUUUGGCUACUAGAUGAGGUGAUUACUGUGUGUCACUGUCACAAAACCUUUCUUAUUUUCUGUCAAGAGCCAACUAAACCGGUAAAAGUUAUUGUAACACAGAGAACUUAGUCUGAGAUGGUUUUUCUCAUAUCAGAGAAUAAGUGCAGUGAACUUUGCAGUGGUAUCCAUAGCUAUAGUAGGUUACUUUUGAACGAGUAUAUAGCAAAUUUUGAGCUCUUGAAAAACAAAAUUAAGCAACUUCAUGCAAUGGUUUGUGUGUAAGAUUAACUGGGCUAGGCUAUUUUCUUGUGAUUUAUUUUAGUUCUAGAUGUAUUAUUACUAUAUAUUACUCCAAUUUAGUUGGUUAUUUUUCUUUCU
Molecule: messenger RNA, 961 nt
Organism: Vigna unguiculata (cowpea)
Lineage: Eukaryota; Viridiplantae; Streptophyta; Magnoliopsida; Fabales; Fabaceae
Source: RefSeq, a predicted model, not a curated record